This is a messenger RNA of Aspergillus nidulans FGSC A4, 1545 nucleotides long. RefSeq lists its product as uncharacterized. The record is from RefSeq and is a predicted model, not a curated record. The coding region runs from base 1 to 1545 and encodes 514 amino acids. The transcript has a single exon. NCBI's taxonomy places the organism in Eukaryota, Fungi, Ascomycota, Eurotiomycetes, Eurotiales, Aspergillaceae.
AUGGCAGGCAUGAACUCGCUCAGUCUUGAACUUAUAGAGCUUAUUGUUCUUGAGCUUGUCAAGCUCCUGUUCCACGACUCUGCUGACGGAAUCCCGGGAAGGGAAACACACCACCUUCUAGCUCCAUACGCCAGAAUCUCACGGAAAUUCCAGGUAGCGGUCGAGCGCUUUUUGUACCGCUCCGUUCAAACAUCAAGCUCUGUUCAAAGAGAGCUAGAUGCCAUCAGAGCAAGCCCGUCGCGCAGGGCAGCGCUGCGAGACCUUGUCUACGUCAUCGAACUGCCAGCAUACGACUCUGAGCUGCUCUACGCAAUGGAGCGGCGCAGGGAACACCGCGCGAACCAAGAUUCUUUUCGAAAUGGGCUGGUGAAAAUUUGGCAUGAGCUCAGUGGCUGGGAUAAGCCGCCUUCAUUGUUCCUGGAUCUGAGCGCCUCUUCGCCGAGCGACGAUUGCAGCGCCUUUGACAGUGAGAACCGCUGGCUGUUGCCAGAGCAUAGUCUGAGUAUCGACACAAACGAGAGCCUCAAGCUCCCAAAGAUUGAGUGCAUGAUUUCGCUGGCGGUAGGGAAACAGGGGCGGCGCAUCCACCCGGCUACCGUCUAUGAGAUGAUCCUCACUCUGCCGAAUCUACGUGUGCUCGACUGGACGAUGGCAUCCGUUCAACUACGAUAUAAGGCACUAAGGGCUGAAUACUCGGCUAUUCUAGCUAAAGCCCUCCAAGCGCCCACCCUAGUCAAGCUGGAAGUCCUCUCCCUCUCCCUGACCGAGUGCCCGCCGAAUAACCAUGAUUUCGACAUGGGCCUAGAGCGAGACCCCACCUAUCCUGACGGGGAUAUGCUAAGCCUUGCCAUCAGAGAACUAGCACAGCGGAAUCUCAGAGAGCUAAACCUCGACCAGGUCCCUAUCUCACCGGCGCUUUUUGGGUCCUCGGACACAGACGUCAACACCUCUUUUCCGCACCUCGAGCAUGUCCGAAUCAAGUUCCCAAUCAUUACAUACGACGGCCGCUGGUACUACGCGGGGAACCGGGACUCGGUCAAUCCAGAAGAGUUAGAUCCCGAGGAACAGAUGCAAAUCGACAACGGACCAUCGCUGGAGGAGCCAGACUCAGACAUUGAGUCUGAUAUCUCGCUCAAUAUGGACCGCGCGGACUUUUUGAACGGCAAGAUUCCAUGGUACAACUGGAGGACACAUCCGGACCCAACCAUGUUCAACACGUUGAUUCGCUCCGUCGUGGCUGCGACACAUCGCAUGCCCAAGUUGAAGAACUUGCUCCUCACGACGAAAGUCCGCGGCCUUUCGACCUGUGACUAUGAGGACGAAUUGGAGCGGCAGUGGACGAUUAAGGCGAAUUACGCAACGCCAGGGUGCUAUAUAGGGACUCUGAGGUACCCGAACAUGUCAGUACAGGCGGACUCCAGGUGCAGGUGGGUUGUAAAUUUGGGACCGAGGGUGCAAUGGGAAGUACCAUCCGAUAUACAGGGAAUGAUGAAGGAGAAGGUGGGUGAUGGCGGUGAUUUGGUGAUAUACCGCUCGCGGUCGUGA